Hylaeus anthracinus is the source of this 6058-nucleotide messenger RNA. RefSeq names its product serine/arginine repetitive matrix protein 2-like (gene Shrm). The transcript is spliced from 11 exons. The record is from RefSeq and is a predicted model, not a curated record. The coding region runs from base 533 to 6058 and encodes 1841 amino acids. NCBI's taxonomy places the organism in Eukaryota, Metazoa, Arthropoda, Insecta, Hymenoptera, Colletidae.
GUGUCAGCGCUCGCGCGGAGUGGAUCGCGAGUACGUGCUCGUUCCAAAACUGGGAACGUAUAGAGAAUGACGAGGGUGUCCUUUCUGGCCGUGUCACAAGACGCUGAGAAGGACGCUGAGUUCGCGCGCUGACGGUUCGUCGUCUGCCUCCGCAGCCAUGUCAUCGCGGUGAACACGCUCAACGUUUUUUACGAUCGUUCGUCUCCGUCGAAGGUAGUAAUAUCGCACGUGGCCACGGCGGGGGCAGGAUUGUUCUCCAGCCGGCGCGUUAACGUGCUGUGCGUGGUAACAGUGGAUGUGCUCCGUUCGAUCUCAUCACCUCGCGACAUAUCAUCGGUCAAGUUUCUCCCUCUGCGAUUCUGUGUGCCCUGUGACCGGACUUAGACCGGUCCUCAAUCCUGGAUAACGCUCGUCCUCCGUGGAGCCGGCCCCGCGUAGCAACCGAGACUGGACGCCCCUCGACGCUGAAUCAACAGGUGGGAAACUGCGAACUAACAGGUGUAUCCCGGAUGGCGGGGACGUUGGUUACACGAUGACGGAACUGCAACCGUCGCCGCCAGGAUAUCGAGUCCAGGAUGAGGCCCCGGGCCCACCUUCCUGUCCUCAGGGCCCUUACAAGUACGCCAGCCACGGCCACGGGAGCGAGUCUACCAAUUUCAAGAGCACCUCGUCCUAUCCUCAGGAAGGCUAUGGCCUUAAGCAGAGCCCCUCUCGGACGGCGGUUUCUAACGAGUACUAUCGCCGCAGAAACGACGGCAGGAGGUCCGCGGAGAACGAGCACGAGACUGGCAGCGCAGCUAAGAAAGCCACGGUUGCCGGUUACAACGAAAGUCACAAGAAGAAUACUGCUGGCUAUAAGAACGACAGCGGGUACAGCGAGAGCCUCGGAUUCGACAGCUACACGCUCCCUCUCAAUGAAAGAGACGAGGCGUCGCCGCCGCCAACGCCGCCGGUCAGAGACGCGUCCAGCCUCAAAGGGGUCUGCUAUGGGCCAGGACACGAGAAGUAUCCUUCGUGGCCGAGUGCGCCGGAGAGACACCCCGACGAGGACGUUCACAGCUCGGGUCACAGCGGAUCCCAUCGUUCCAAGUCCUGGACCGAUCACACCAAUUACCCGAAGGAGAAGCCUGCCCAGUACACCAGACCGCACACGAAGAGGCCCAAUCCCACGUUCACACAGCAGUUAAAGACUGUGAUGGAGCGCUGCGAGAAGAUCCCGGCGGAGACUUUCGAGUCACGCAACAGGAACAACGUGGAAGAGGAACCGAGAUUGUGGCCUCGCGUGGAUCGCGAGGGUAAAGCUCUUGGGGAUGCCGAGUACGUUGUACCGUCGCCUCCUGAGCGCGAGCAGCAGACCAGUCAGACUCUCAGCCAUGCCGAUCUGGAGGCCUACGUUAGGAGCUACCAAGACCCUCAAGUGUCCCAGGUGGACAUAUACCGUGAGGCAACCCUGACGCAAGCAGGUCUCGAGGAGUACACGAGGGUGCAGCAUUCCCAGCAGGCCAGCUACGCACAAUCCGAAGGCUACCACAGUUACGUCUCCAGCGUGGACUCCACCACGAACACCCCGUUCCUCGACAGAUUGAGAAGAGACAGCGAGGCAGUGGCGCAGCGGCCAGCCUCGACUUGGGAGGACACGUCCAGGGAGGGAAGAGACAGCGUGGUGACCACGUCGAGCGGAAGCGCCUCCAGCAGCGAGACCUUGAAAUGGCACGGCUCGAUGUCGGACGUGAGCGUGUCCAGCGGCCUGGCAGCGCGACAGGGUGCGUCGGAUCGGUGGCAUCACGGAUCGAUGUCGGACGUUAGCAGCGUGAACGGCGGAAUUUUGACCCAGAAGUCCAGCAAUGGCUGCCACGACAAGUGGCAGGGCUCCAUGAGCGACGUGAGCAGCACUGGCUUGUCACCGACGACGAAGGGCAGACACAGCGAGAAGUGGCCGGACAAAUGGCAGGUGUCGAUGAACGAUCGUAACAAACAGAACCAGGGUAGAUCUAGUCUGCCAGCUGUGAUCAAUCAUUGCGCCACGUCCACCAACGUGGCUGACGUGUCGACCGUUCGGGAGAGCAAGUGGCAAGAGUCGAACAUCGACGAGGAAUCCCUCGCGGACAAGUCGCAAACGAGCAGUCAGUGGGACAAUUCGACCCGAAUCGAAGCUGACAAAUACGGAUCGUUGGCUCAGCCCAUGCCCCAGAGUCCCAUUCGUCAGCAGGUGGGUCCGUCCAGUCCCCAGAGUCCGGAAACCUGGAAUCCUAUUCACGGAUCGAUGUCGGACGUUAGCCAAGCGAACGGACUUCCGUGUAGCAAACAACUGAUCGCUCAUAGUGCCAGAGUUCAGACGCCGCAGAGACACCAUUCGGAAAGCGUGCUGUACUUGGAUCGCGAACGGACUCAACGCAAACUCUACCCUGUUAGCACUACGCAGCCUCAAGAGUCCACGCAGUCCUCCAGAAUGAACUCAACGUUGCCCCAGCAGCCUCAGAUGACAGUGGCGGAACGCAUAAACGAAUUGGAGAAGCAGCAGAUGCGUUACACUUACUUGGAUCCUGAGAAACGCCAUCGAGUAUCCGACCCAACCUUGAAAGCCAUACAGAAGAAAGCGCUGCUGUCUUUCUACGAGAGACACCACCAAGCCUCUUGGCGAUCGGAGCCACAGCUAGCUCAAGGAUCGGCGCCCGCGCCUCAGAGUCCGCCGCCGCAGCCACCGCCUCGGCCAAGACCAUCCUCGUCCAGACGAGCCAGCUCCGCGUCCGAUUAUGCCAGCGGAACUUGGAGAGAAAACGGAAACAGGAGUCAGAAUCAGAGCAACGGGGAUCUACCGAGUCCCAAGCAUCAGCACAGCAACAGUUGCGGUAGCCUCUCCACGGAUCUCUUGGGUCCGGUUAUAGUCGGCCCAGCUAUAUCCAUUGACGAUUGGGUGCCCGAAAGGCCACCCAAGAAGCCACACCUGAGGAACGUCUACAACGAUCGCGUUCCCAGUCCAGAUCUGCCUCCACCUUCGCCUCCAACGGUGACGGAGAACGAGGUCCACGACUGUGACGAUCCUCUCCCUCCACCACCUCCCGAACUCAGCGACGACUGUUUCCCAGAGCCACCACGCAAGCCCAGCAACACCCACCAUCAGCCAGAGGAGCCCAAGAUCCGCGAAAGAUCCUGCGAUAGACACAAACUGGAGAGACACUCGACGAGAAGAUCGAAACACGCUUCGAAGAGGGAAAACGAGAAAUCUGGAAAGUCCUCGCCGAAUUCGCCCACGAAAACUGUCUCCCAGGACCAGGAACAGCACCAGUUCGUCAGAGCAGCCAUAGCCCUGAAACACGUCGACUCUGAGAUGGUGCUAGAGAACGGUGUCUCUGCCGGAUUCGCCACCCACAGAAUGGUGGCCACCGGUCGGUCCAGCUUGAGAUACCCGUCUACUCAGAAGCUAAUGGUGAACGGCAGAGUUACUCCUGCGAGACGAAUAUCCGAAGAUCGACCAUUCCCCAGCAGACCCCCAGCGCAGCUACCUGAUCUCAUAUCGCAGCGGUACAGCGAUUCUGGUAAUCAAAGGCCAGCUCCCCAGGUUCCAGUGGAGCCAAGAAUCAUUCGACAGGAGUCCAUGAGAGUGGACGGUUCGAGACUCGAUGUCUCUAGCCUGCUCAGGAACGAUUCCACUCAGAGGUUGGAGUCGUCCUCCGGCCAGAGACCUCAACCCCAAGUGCCUAAGAGCGUCGACAAGAACGCUUCGAACGGUCAGUCGACCCAGUCGACGAGACCUAAUUAUUUACCCGUGCCAGAUAAUUCGAAAAGCGCCUCCAAGUAUCUGGAAGGCGGGAACCACGGUUUCUCGAUCGGUAGCCCCGUGAAGACGGGCUACGAAGCCAACUCAAAGAUGUUCCCAUCGGAGGCCAGUCCACAGAAGUAUCACGAGCCACCGAAGUACGUGCCUAAUCAUCACCAACGUCACGGAGACGCGGUCCAGAGGAACUAUUACGCCUUGCCGCCGAAGUACAUCGACGCGCCUAAGCAGAAGCCUCAGCCUCAGUGUCCCACGGACAGAUACGGUGGCUCAGGUUCGCCCAGCUCUCCGCCACCCCCUCUAGCUCCGCGACAGAACACUCCGGGAAGAAAAUCGCUGCCGCCUCCGCCUCGACCAGCUCCUCCACACGCGCUUCAGGGGAGCCAAUCGAAGGCCUCCUACCUGGCCUACCGAAGAGAGCGUGGAGCGCCCGACAGCGAGGGCAGCUACAAGAGGACCAUGUCACCCACGUCUCGCUUAGAGGAUUGGCCGCCACCGCGGGAUCACGACGAUCCCGUUCUGUUGCGCGUCACCCCUCAUCAUCCGUUGCAGCACCAUCAUCACCACCAUCACAACAAUCACCACUCGCAGCAGCCGGAGCUCUCGAAGUCGCACAGCGUGGACGCUCUUCAUCACCGACUGGAGGAACGCACCGCGCAACAACAGCAACAACACUCGAACGAGGUGAUCGGAAAGCUUUCGCACGAGUUGAACAAGAAACUCCAAGCGAGCGAGGCGAGGUCGCGUACCAGCGAAAACAAUAACAACGACAUUCACGAGGAUCGACAUCAGCAUAACCAUCAUCAUCACCACCACCACCUGGAGAAGAGACAGCAGGAGAAGAGGCACGAUUACGAGCGCAGGGAGCGAUUGUCGCCUCAGAGCGUCGAGGUUCUGAACGACAGGAACCGACAGCUGGAACGCGAACGCAGGAAGUUGGCUGCUAGCUGCGAACCCCUACCUCAGAACAGAGAGAAGCUGUCCCGCAGCGUGGACGUUCCCUCGUCGGUGGAGGAGGACUUCUUCCGCGAGCGAAGCGCCACGAUCGAGAUGACCUCGCAGAACAUCGAGCUGCUGAACCGUCGCAACGAGAAGCGAGCGCACUCCACGUCGACCAGCACCACGUGCAUCACGACGUCGUCGACGUCGACGACGAUGACGAUCACGACGGACACUUGCUGGUCGCGCGGACAGGAGGUGCGUAGCUCCGUGGAGACGUCGACCAUCGAGAGGCCGCCCCCGCCGACGAGUUCGCCGCCUAGAUCGCCCAACAGAAUCGAAGGGGAGAGUCCCAGGGGAGCGGUUCCAAGACGGUCCGGAAGCUGUUCCAGUUCCUCGUCCUCGAGCAGAUCGUCCGAUCCUCGAGUGUCGCCACGCAGUUUGUCCAGCAGCUUCUCGAAGAUCGAUGGAUCACCUAUCAAUAGGAAGGUCUCCAGCCCCACCCAAACGGACAACACUGGUUCCUCGAACAGAUCUAGCUCGCCAACUCAUGCACGAUCGAACGAGAUAGAGCUGAGAGUGGAUAGAUCGUCCUCGUCCUCGAAGUCCAGGUCGGGAGGCAGGUCCUCAACGUCCUCGAUCUCCAGCGCCUCCAAAGCGUCCUCCUCCUCGUCGUCGAGAAACUCACCGAUCGAGGGUGACAAAUCCGCGCCUACGUCGCCGUGCGUGUCUCCUCAGCCGGGAAUAGAAGGGCUGACCCUGUUGCAACGCACCGAAGUAGUCCUUCGAGUGAACGCGCCUACCAGCGACGCCGCCUCGCAGACUGACAUCCUGGAACCCAUGGACCACGACGUCUCCUCCAAGAGCCAGGAACUUCAGCUGUGUCGGAAGAAACUGCCAGAGGAGAUCGAGUGCGAGGAGCUAGGUCGAGAUCUGGCCAGUCAACUUAACCCUAACGACAAACUGGUGCCCCUAUUAGUUCCAGCGCCGGAGCACAAGAAGCCCACCGACUACGUUUCCGGUUUGUUCAGGGUGGAGGCGACCUUGCUGCCCAGACCGAGGCGCCGACUAUCCCUGGAGGAGCCGACGACCCCGUGUUCUGAAAAUGGAUCCGAUGACGAGAAAAAGAACGAAACGAUACCUUCAGCACCGGUCACUCUGCUGUCGAGCGACUCGACCAGCCCUCUGUCACCGACGUCGGCGUAUUUCACCACGUCCGAGGGCAAAGCCAGGUUCCUGACCAGAUACUCGCGAGAUGUGACGGUCGAGGGUCUAAUGCGUCAAGAGGAUGCUCCCUCGGUCAUCCCCACGGAUAGCCUUGAUCUCAGGCAAAAGAAGGUAUAA